Molecule: messenger RNA, 1138 nt
Organism: Dufourea novaeangliae
Lineage: Eukaryota; Metazoa; Arthropoda; Insecta; Hymenoptera; Halictidae
Gene: nau
Product: myoblast determination protein 1 homolog
Exons: 5
Coding region: 68-1138 (356 amino acids)
Biological process (GO): regulation of transcription by RNA polymerase II; muscle organ development; positive regulation of myoblast differentiation
Molecular function (GO): protein dimerization activity; DNA-binding transcription factor activity, RNA polymerase II-specific; RNA polymerase II cis-regulatory region sequence-specific DNA binding
Source: RefSeq, a predicted model, not a curated record
UAUUGGAUUCGCGAGAGAAAAGUCGCGAGAAGAAAGGUUCCAGCUACGAAAAACCGGAGAUUUCGAAAUGACGCUGGUAACGGACGCGGUGUCUUACGCGUGUCAAGCGACCGGUAGAACGUCUUACGAAGCUUUUCGACAUCAUCAGCUGCAGCUUCGACAUCACUCUGCUCACGGUCACCACUAUCACCAUCGUUUUCACCUCCAUCGACAUAAUCAUCGUUACCACCACCACCACCACCACCACCAUCAUCAUCAUCAUCAUCGGCGUCGACGCAUGUUGUACGCCUCCGACGAGAAUCCAACGAUCGACUACCUGCAAGGAUACUUUCCCGAGCGAAACGUGGACGAAGAAGGAAAAACUGUCGUCGAAACGGCUGAGAACCCCUCGACGUUAGAGUCGACAUUAGAGUCAACGAGUUCGCAGCGUUGUCGGUCGCACUCGUCGUCGUACCGUUUCGAUUCGGACGACGCGUCGUCGAUCGUAUCGGCGGACGCUUCGGCCGACCUCGAAUCGGUUUCGAUCGAGGCGGAGGAAAGCAACGAAGCCAACGAUUCGAACGAACAGAAAGAGUCCAACGAACCGAACGAGAGCGAACACGUGCCUCAUCCGCACGCCGCGUUGGACGUUUCUGCCUCGGCUCACGGGCCACGCAGAUGCCUUCUUUGGGCUUGCAAAGCUUGCAAAAAGAAAACCGUAACCGUGGACCGUAGAAAAGCUGCGACACUUCGGGAAAGAAGGCGUUUGAGGAAGGUGAACGAAGCGUUCGAAGUAUUAAAGAGAAGAACAAGCAACAAUCCGAACCAACGGCUACCAAAAGUGGAGAUUCUACGAAACGCGAUCGAGUAUAUAGAAGGUCUGGAAGCGUUGCUGCAGGCGAAUAGGUCCUCGGGAACGCAAGAUCACGGUUUAAACGAGAACACGGGUGCAGAUUCGCCGCGAUACGUGACGGAAAGGCUAAGGCAAUUCUCGGACCCUUUGGCAAGGUUUCAACCCAUCAAUGGAUUCGAGCAAACGGAACUGCAGUCGACUCAAGUCACCGGUAGCAGCCUGGAUCGUCUGAACAUGAUUGUGCAAAGUAUCAAUGAUCCGUCGUGUCCGAUCGCUGAUACUCAUCGGUACCCUUGCCACCAAUGA